CACAGGCCUGUUUCGUGCCGCCGUCACUGUCAGCACUGCUUCUUUCGUAACAUAUUCAACAUUACCUAAUCGCCCAUGUCCACAAAAGCAGAGAAGCGCUACACAGACGCUCAGCUACAAGCACGGUUGUCAAAACUUGCACCUGAUCAACAACAUUGUUUCUUCCGGUACGCGGAUCCACUGCUCAACGAGGAGUCGGACAUGUACUUGUCAGUUAUUUCCAAAUGUCGCAUGUCGUUUGCUGACGCAAUAGCCAAACUGAAACAAACUGAACCGACAGAUGAGGACGAAGUGGACGAAGAAGAAUCCACGGAAGUGGCGAAUUCAGCCACUCCUUUCGAUACGUCUACGCAAAUUGGAAAACACAUGGCACUGAUUGGAUUGGCGUUUUCGGAAAUUCUGGAGGCUCAAAAGGAACGAGCCCGAAGUGCUGACCUGAUUCAGAGAAAGAAGCAGCUCAAAUUGCUCGCUGGUGAAGAGACCGAAGAGCCAGAGGAUGGUAAGAGAGGAAAAAAGAAGAAGAGACCCAAGAAGUCGAGGAAGAAACAUGGCGAUGAGGACGAGGAAAAGUAUGUCUCAAAAUCAACCCUGGCCGAUGAACUCAAAGAAGCAGCGGAAGAAGAACAGAAAUUACUUAUGGAAAAAAUGAUGACGCACGGGAGCAAGAUGAAGGAGGAACAGGAACGACAGAAAGAGAAGACUGCAGAAAAACUGAACGAAGCGCGAAGCAAGAAACAUGGACAGGCCGAGGCUGUGGAUUAUCUGUUCGAUAAGAAACAGGAACUGGACGAGUUGCAACAACAGGACAAGUCAAGACAGGAACAAGCGGUCAAAGAAAGGCUGGAGAAACGAAAGCAGAACAGACAUCGGGAAAGAAAUCCCAGCUCAACUGACCUGGGCGAUGUGGAAGAGGCGAUAGAAGGCAGUCAGUCGGCUGAUCCAAUUCAAACGCAGGAGAAAAUCGAUGAAACUAAUGGCUCGGAAGCGAAGGAACAAAAGACGCGCAGGAAGAAACGACAAAAGCAAGCAGAAGAAACGGGAGAAAUCAUGGAUACAAAUAUAGACUGGUCCGCCUGUGCAUUUGUGGCGAAAAACACUCGAAAAAAUGCAGUUAAUCGUCUUGUACGAUACAAAGUUUCGACCGCUGGGGAAUUUUUUUUCAGCGAACAAACGACCAACAACUUCCAAACUUAG
This is a messenger RNA of Opisthorchis viverrini, 1194 nucleotides long. RefSeq lists its product as hypothetical. Lineage: Eukaryota; Metazoa; Platyhelminthes; Trematoda; Opisthorchiida; Opisthorchiidae. The transcript is spliced from 10 exons. The record is from RefSeq and is a predicted model, not a curated record. Bases 76 to 1194 code for a protein of 372 amino acids.